Cladocopium goreaui is the source of this 3039-nucleotide messenger RNA. The record is from the annotation of a GenBank genome assembly. Lineage: Eukaryota; Dinophyceae; Suessiales; Symbiodiniaceae.
AUGUUACGGCAAGCCAUGCUGCCGUGCUGCUUCCAGAAUCCCUUGCGCCGCAGGUCACCCGCCAGCUGGGUGCUACUUGGCCUGGCCCUGUCUCGAUUCGCCAGCACCUUUGUGAGUACCGUGGCACCCGUGCAACGGGCCAAGUGGCCAUGGCAUGAGGCAGAGAGCAAGGUACGAUUGCUGAGCAGCGUCCAGACCCUUCAGAGCAACGUUAGAACUUUGAGUCAGGCGAGUCUCCAGUUCCAAACUUCUGAGCUCUUCAAAGCUGCUCUGCUUGCAGCUGCUAGCGACUUGGAGGGCGCCACGCUGGACCCUCUGGUGACCACAGCAGAUCCCCGCUUUGGGGAUUACCAGUGCAACAAUGCGAUGUCCCUUUUCAAGCAGAGUAAGCAACAAGGUGGCAAAGAUGGUUGGAAAAGCCCUAGAGACGUUGGUCAAGCCAUUAAAGAUGCUUUGCCGGCGGAAGCUGCUGAGCUAUUUGAAGAGGCUAUCGAUUUUGGGAAGGGUGGGAAGCCUGAGUUCCUGGAAAAGGAAAAACUGGUCACAGCCAGACCGGCUACUAACUUGCAGCUGAGCUCCAGUGGUAGCUUAGAUCUCUACUUUCAACGCUGGGAAAGCGACAGACGUCAGCGAGUUCGCGCUGUGGUUUUCAUCCACCCUGGAGAGACUGACCAUGCCACCUGGUACAACGUGUUGGCCGUGCGUUUGGCUUCGCUGGGCUGCAUGUCAUUGGCGAUUGACGUGCAGGGCUUCGGUCAAUCCGACGGAGCCCGUGGUUAUUUUGAGAGCUUCGAGGAGGUCAAAGAAGAUUUCAUUUGCUUUGUGAGGGCCAAGUGGUUGGCCAUUGUCCAGAGCCAAGCAGAAGUUCCUGGCCUGGUUUUUGUGGCAAAGGGCUUUGGCGCUUUGCUGCUGUUGCGAGCACUUCCGGAGAUCAAAUCCCUGGCUCACGAGACUGGCACGGUGCCGGUGCUGGUGCUGCUCUCGCCUGGCCUGCAGUUCAACAGCUUCAUCGGGGACCAGGGGAGUGUGAGCUGCGGCUUGAAUUCCUCUCAAUGUGCCACGCAGCCUUUGGCGCAAUGCGCUAGAGCCCCCAUGUCCUUGGGACCUGCUGGCGAGGGUCAGACUCUGGAGUACCUAUCCCGCUGGUUUCCCAAGAUGCUGGUCACGGACCCUGUGGAUCCUGACAUGGUCUGUCGUGAUCCACAGGCCAUUGACCGCAUGAGCAGAGACGCUCUAAUUUGGCGCCAAGGCUACAGGGCUCGCGUUCUGGCGGAGAUCCUACAGGAGCAAUCAAGGUUGCCUGACAUGAUCGAGCAAACACCCGAAGCCUUCUCCUGUCCUGCAUUGAUUCUGCAUGGUAGCAGCGACAAGCUCUAUUCUGCACAAGGAAGCCAUGCUGUUCAUCGUCUCUGGUGCCAGAAUAUUCAGGGGGGUGACGCACCUGGCAGCUUUCCAGUUCUGAAGAUCUAUGAUGGUGCCUACCAUCAGCUACUAAAUGAGCCGAAUCGGGAUGAGGUCAUCAGUGAUAUCAUUGCCUUUGUCAAUGUCGCACCUCAAGGCUUCAUCACCAUAAAAUUGAAAACAUCUUGGAUGCAGGAGCAGAUGGGAGAUCUAUUUGAGCAUGAGCUUCAGCUGAGAAGCAGCAGUCCUCAGAGGAUCGUCAUCGACUACUCCUCACCCAACAUCGCCAAGGAGAUGCAUGUGGGACAUCUUCGUUCCACCAUUUUAGGGGACACCGUCGCCAACCUCUUCUCCUAUUUGGGUCAUGAUGUGGUGCGGCUGAACCACGUGGGUGAUUGGGGCACUCAGUUUGGAAUGCUGCUGGAGUACAUGCGCCGAAAGGACGCCCUGGAUGGUGAAGCCUCCAUGGUGAGUGAUCUGCAGCAGUUUUACCGAAGUGCCAAGCAGGCCUUCGACGAAGAUGAGGACUUCAGAAAGUCCGCCCAGACCAAUGUGGUCGAACUGCAAGGCGGCUCCGAGUGGGCGCGCACUGCUUGGAACCGCAUUUGUGAAGCCAGCCGCAAGGAGUUUGACCUGGUCUAUCAGCGCUUGAACAUCGAGGGCUUGCAGGAGCGGGGCGAGUCGUUCUACAACGAAAUGCUGCCAGAUGUGGUCGAAGACCUCCAGAGGAAGAAUCUGGUGACAGAGAGCGAUGGCGCUUUGUGUGUCUUCACCAAUGUCUCAGAGACGCCCUUGAUCAUUCAGAAAGCCGAUGGCGGCUUUGGCUACGAUUCCACAGACUGCGCUGCGGUGAGGCAUCGGGUACAAGAUGAAAAGGCGCAACGAGUGAUCUAUGUCAUCGACAAUGGCCAGGAGCUGCACAUGCGAAUGGUCUUCAGUGCCGCAGAGAAAGCUGGAUGGCUCGGAGAGGGCCAGAAACGUUUGGACUUCAUGGGCUUUGGGCUUGUGCAGGGCCAAGACGGAAAGAAGUUCAAGACUCGUUCUGGUGAUGUGGUGCGGCUGCGGGAUCUCUUGGAUGAAGCGGCCUCGCGCUCGGAGGCUGAAUUGCGAAAACGGGCAGAAGCUGCGCAACGAGACAUUGAUACACAGAAGGAGGAGCAGCUGAAGAAAGAUGCGGAGAGCAUUGGAGUUGCAGCUGUGAAGUACUUCGACCUUCGCCAAAAUCGUAACUCAGAUUAUAGGUUCUCUUACGACCAGAUGCUGGAUCCCAAGGGCAAUACUGCCGUUUACGUCCUGUAUGCGUAUGCACGCAUAGCUGGUGUGCUGCGACGUGCCGAGCACGAUGUUUCAUCCUUGAGCUCGUCAGACUUGGUUUUGACAGAGCCCAGUGAGAGGGCCCUGGCCUUGCGCUUGAUGCGGCUGCCAGAGGUUUUGACCCAGCUGGAGGAUGACCUGUUGCCCAGUCGGCUUAUUGAUCAUAUCUAUGGCCUGGCUACAGAUUUCACCACCUUCUACACCGAAUGUUUCGUGAUUGGCUCAGAGCAAGAGAAGAGCAGAUUGGUACUACUGGAGGUGGUGCGGCGACAAUUGGCGCAAUGCCUGGGUUUCUUACGGAUCCAGCCCUUUGAGCAGCUCUGA